Messenger RNA from Perkinsus marinus ATCC 50983, 738 nucleotides. RefSeq lists its product as hypothetical. Bases 1 to 738 code for a protein of 245 amino acids. The transcript is spliced from 7 exons. The record is from RefSeq and is a predicted model, not a curated record. NCBI's taxonomy places the organism in Eukaryota, Perkinsozoa, Perkinsida, Perkinsidae.
AUGUCUGUGGAUCGAUUAUCAAUUGCAGGGCAGCGCAGUGGUGGAGGUGGUCGGGAGCCUCUGAAGAACCCAUUCCAGCUGGCGUCGUCGGGAGGCUCAGAUGUUAGUGCAGAGACGGGCUUUGGAUUGGCUGAUCUCGGAGGAGAUUCACAAGAAAUGCCGUCCGCUACGUUGGAAGGUGCUGCGGUGGCUUUGAGCCAAGGGAGAUUCAAAACGGUGGUCAAAAUGGCGGAGACGAGCUUGAAGGAGUCGCCAGCCUGCAAAGAAGUGCAUCUGUGGAGGGCAGUGAAGGUGUAUUCGUUGAUGAUGUUAUCGGAGUGGUCGCGAGCGGAAGAGGAGCUGCUUGUUGGGAAGCAGGACAUGGUGGUGGUCGCUGGUGAGGAUGUUGGCACAUUCUGGAUGUCUUUGUACUCGGUUCUAUUACCAUGUUGUAGCGCUACACGGCCGAGCGUAGAGGCUCUCACUGAGGCGGCUGAGCAGCUUCGGAGAAUUCCUACGGCCUCAUCGUGGCAGGAGGUGGUCGUUCUCAAGUCCGAGGCGGUGCUGAUGGUAAUUCGACUAUACCGCUCGUGUUUGUUGCCGAGGGAUGAGGACCAUGAUGGGCUCUUGGUGGAGCUCGCCGGUCUGCUGUUGCGAAUUGGAGCCCUUCCUGAGGCAGAGGACGUUCUCGCGGAAAUCCGAUCGGCCGAAGCAGCAGCUCGUGUGAAGGCGUUGAUAGCGCUCGCUGAAGAGGAGUAG